CCUACUCUCUAUGACUCUAUCUAUCUAUAUAGUCUUUUACCUUUUCUCAUACCUUACCUCUUUGUUCCUCUGUCUCCUACUCUGUUACGAGUUAUCUUUUUUACCAUUUCACCUUAUUUCCUUUUUCAUCAUCUCCCACUUCAUACCUCUUUCUUUUUCAACCUUUAUCAUUCAUUUACUCUCUCUCUCUCUCUCUCAUUCUUUCUCCUCCUUUUAUAUUGCUUCCAACCACCUGAAUAACACACUUCAAAGAAAAGAAACAAAACCUCUUGGUCAAUAACCUUCUACAUUCUAUCACUCAACACUUGUUUCAUCAAAACAAUGGAUCAUGAAUACCACUUCAAGAGGAACCAUGUACCAGCAUUUGGUAGCUGGGAUUGGAAUGAUAAUCUUCCAUUCACUCAAUGCUUUGAAUCUGCAAGACAAGGUGGUUUUCUACACUAUAGUUACUCUGAAAGUAAUGAAGAUCAAGAUCUUUAUGUUGCUGGUGAUUUGUAUGAUAAUCAUGUUGUUACUCCUGCAAUGAUUGUUGUUCCACGUAGAAGGGAAAAGGUACGUUCCCAACAUGAAAAGGAUGUGAAAAAGCAAAAUUGGGUGAGCCAUGUUGUGAAAGAACCACCAAGUCCCACUCCAAUGUCAAGACCAACACCAAAGCCUGUUGAUGAAGACUUGUACAAAAUUUCACCAGAUCUUCUUUAUGUCAAAACUAGGAAGAAGAGAGGGUUGUGUUUCUUUCAAAGUUGCUUCACUUGCAUUGCAUGAGUCAAGAAAAAAUUGAAAGGCCAAUAUUGUACAUAUAAAUGAUUAAAUGAAGGCAUUAUUAUUAAUUAGUAGAUAGAUACUCUCUUGGAUGAUAUUUUAUUUGAAAAUAUAAUAUUUAAGGACCAAGAAGAUUAUCAUAUAUAGACACAUGAUUAUUGUGCUAAGCUUUUGGAUUUUUUUUCUU
Molecule: messenger RNA, 946 nt
Organism: Medicago truncatula (barrel medic)
Lineage: Eukaryota; Viridiplantae; Streptophyta; Magnoliopsida; Fabales; Fabaceae
Exons: 4
Coding region: 322-762 (146 amino acids)
Source: RefSeq, a predicted model, not a curated record